This is a messenger RNA of Adineta steineri, 492 nucleotides long. NCBI's taxonomy places the organism in Eukaryota, Metazoa, Rotifera, Eurotatoria, Adinetida, Adinetidae. The record is from the annotation of a GenBank genome assembly.
AUGGAUCUUGAAUUUACUGUAACAGAAACUCUUACUCAUGAUCUUGGUCGAAUCAAUGAAAUAAAUUAUGAUUUUGAAGAAAUUACUGUAGAAAAUGUUUCAUUUGGUGUUACAAGCAAGAAAGAACGUCGUAUUCGUACAUAUACUGCAAAUAUAAAACGUGAACAAUACAAUAAUUUAGUUGGACGAAAUCCAGAUGCAUUAUCAUUCGAUGAUUUCACUCAUGUUUUACGUCCAUUUAUUAUGGGAUUUUAUGAUAAACAUGAAUUAGAACAAGCAUUUAAUAUUUUAGAUCAAGAUGGUUCCGGUUUUAUUCAUAUUGAUGAAUUAAGUAAUUUUUUAACAAUUAUCAAUCAAUAUAUAAGUAGUGAUAAGCUGAUAAAUUAUAUUCGAAAAGUUGAUAUAAAUUCAGAUGGUACUUUGACUUUUGAUGAAUUUCGAUCGUUGAUAUUAAAAGGAGUUGGUCGAGAUAUUGUAUGUGAACAUCUAUAA